UCUUUUGGUUGAUGCUCAUAGUAACCUUGGAAAUCUAAUGAAGGCACAAGGGCUGGUGCAAGAAGCAUACAGUUGCUAUCUCGAGUCUCUACGGAUACAGCCAAUGUUUGCUAUUGCAUGGUCAAACGUUGCUGGUCUUUUCAUGGAUUCAAGUGACUUAAAUCGAGCCCUUCAGUAUUACAAGGAAGCUGUUAAACACAAGCCCACAUUUCCUGAUGCCUAUUUAAAUCUUGGGAACAUUUAUAAGGCUUUGGCAGUGCCUCAGGAGGCUAUUGUCUAUUACCAGCUAGCUGUUCAAACUAGGCCAAACAAUCCAAUAGCUCUGGGUUUUGUGACUCCAUCUUGCUGGGAAUCUGGCUAGUGCAUACUAUGAGCAAGGACAGUUGGAUUUGGCAAUCCUCCAUUAUAAGCAAGCUAUUGCCUAUGAUCAAAGAUUUGUGGAAGCAUACAACUAUUUGGUUGGUUUUUUCAGUUUGUUUCAGAUUACUUGGAUUUGCUUUUAAUUAUUAUCUUGAAGGGAAAUGCAUUGAAAGACGUGGGUCGUGAUGAUGAGGCAAUUCAAUGCUAUAAUCAAUGUCUCACUUUGCAACCGAACCAUCAACAAGCUCUUACCAACCUUGGGAACAUAUAUAUGGAAUGGAACAUGGUUUCUGCUGCUGCUUCUUACUACAAGGUUACAUUUGCUGUCACAACAGGGUUAUCUGCUCCAUUUAGUAUCCUUGCAGUAAUCUAUAAGCAACAGGGGAAUUACAUGGAAGCUAUAUCUUGUUACAACGAGGUUUUGCGGAUUGAUCCAUUGGCAGUUGAUGGACUUGUAAAUAGGAGUAACACUUACAAGGAGAUUGGUAGAGUGACUGAAGCAAUUCAAGAUUAUAUCUGUGCUAUUAAUAUUCAGCCAAAUAUGGCUGAGGCCCAUACAAAUCUGGCUUCUGCUUACAAGGAUAGGUAAUUUUCUUGGUUUCCAUAGUUUCUUUUAAUGGUCACAUUCCUUGGCACCCUUUUUUGUCAAAAGGUUUUGCAAGGAUUAGUAGCAUCUUUUGAUGUGACACUUCGGAAAAAAGAGGUUGUUUCCCAAAAUGAAAAUGGUGUUUUCAUUUGGAAUUAUUAUCCGAGCUUAUAGCAAUGUCUGUGAGCUUUCUAACUCCUGCUCUUUGCUAAUGAACAAUGCUGCCUUACUUUCAUAUUCUUUGUUUUGAGUAGAUUUUUGUCAUUUUAGUUUAUUGCAUCCCCUGCGAUAAAUGUUAACAUAUCAAUAUAACUUCAAUAUAUAUCAUAAUCCUUGUAUAGUUGAUUUCACUUCUUGAAUAUUAGUAACUUCUAAAAUAUACUCCUUCAUAGUCUUUCAUUGAUUAACCAUUUUAGCUCAAAAUAGAA
This is a messenger RNA of Hibiscus syriacus, 1374 nucleotides long. RefSeq names its product probable UDP-N-acetylglucosamine--peptide N-acetylglucosaminyltransferase SEC. The record is from RefSeq and is a predicted model, not a curated record. Gene Ontology annotation, biological process: protein O-linked glycosylation. Gene Ontology annotation, molecular function: protein binding; protein N-acetylglucosaminyltransferase activity. The transcript is spliced from 9 exons. The coding region runs from base 38 to 361 and encodes 107 amino acids. NCBI's taxonomy places the organism in Eukaryota, Viridiplantae, Streptophyta, Magnoliopsida, Malvales, Malvaceae.